Labrus bergylta (ballan wrasse) is the source of this 4292-nucleotide messenger RNA. Its product is annotated as amyloid-beta A4 precursor protein-binding family A member 1. Gene Ontology annotation, cellular component: cytoplasm; plasma membrane; dendritic spine. NCBI's taxonomy places the organism in Eukaryota, Metazoa, Chordata, Actinopteri, Labriformes, Labridae. The record is from RefSeq and is a predicted model, not a curated record. Gene Ontology annotation, biological process: chemical synaptic transmission. Gene Ontology annotation, molecular function: amyloid-beta binding; protein binding.
GAUGAGGGUUCACUCAUGGCCGUAAAGCACCGCUUGUGUGUCUUGCUCUGCACCACCAGCAUCAGCACUGUUUGUAAAGGCGCUUUGUGCAUCGCUAAUCCGCUCUGAUGUCACGGUGCAGGAGGAGGGGCUGAGCUCUCCGCUUUAAUCCGACCAAGUUGUCUGGAGGGACAAAACAGAAUCAAACCGAGCCAACCUGCCAAACGGAGCGAGAAGGCACGGGAACGGGGACGAUGAGUACUGCAGCAGCCGGACCCGGGCCUCUCCUCCACUGACAUGCAGGUUGUGCCAUGAGCAGAAUUUUCUUGGUGCUAAGUGGAGCAUGUUCUAAAAAAUAAAGUUAGAUCACGCCAGAGCCAUGAGCCAGAAGUAUCAGGGCGAGGCAUCAGGGGAAGCAGGCGAGGAGCAGAAGGCCCCUCUGAGGAGCAGGCAGGCCAACGGAUCGACAGCCGGGGAUCCCCCUGUCCGCCGCUCCUGGAGGCCCUGUCAGAUGCUCAACCAGGACGGGGAACCGAAUCCCCAUCAUCACCACCACCAUCACCACCCUCCUCACCACCACCACCACCACCAACCACCCUCAGGUCGGGGUCCUCCUCGGCAUCGCCGGCGGCCUCCGUCGGGGCAGGGCCAGGGCCAGGCUCAGAGUCCUGGUUUGUCCCCAGAGGCAGCACCUUGCAGGCCGGACGGUGUUGAGGGCAGAGAGGACGAGCCUCGUCCCGUCCAGCAGCCCCGCCCCGGUGUCGCCCGUUACCGCCGCCAUGGUGACCCUAACCCUAGACUCAGAGGUCAGAGGCAGAGGCAGCCAAUCAAAGAGACGCAGGAUGCUUCACCUGUUGAGGAAAGGGAGGGUCCAGGAGAGGUGCUGCAACACAGGUCAGAUGAUCCUGUUGUGGACCAAUCGCAGGACAGGGCAUCCUCUCACCAGACUCCCAUAGCUGUUGUUACCCCCACCCACCUCUCACCUGGUUCUACUGCCCACAACAAGCAACUUCACCACGAACACACUCCUCCUGCCGAGGCGGAGGAGGACCAGGACAUCCAGGAGAAUAAAGUGGAGUGUGAAGAGGAGGUGGAGGAAGGUAAGGAGAGGAGCAGAGAAGAACAAGAGCAGACAGAGGAUGACGGAGACCACCUCUCCACCACAGCUCGCCUUAGCUGUAGUCAUGACGACGACGCAGCAGAGGAGUGUGCAGAGAGGGUGGAGGAGGAUCAGGAGGAAGCGAUGGAGGACGUGGCGGAGGACAUCGCGGCUCAGGGAAGUGAAAUCACCGACCUCUGCUCGGACACCGAGAGCGCCGCCUCGCUCAGCAUGGACGGACCUCUGCACAGCCCGCCGCCACUCCACUCGCCAACUCCACCUUCCUCCCCGGACGUCCCACCUUUCCCGCAGCUGGACCACUUCAGCGAGGACGCAAGCAUGAGCCCCCUGCCCGACAACGAUCUCCUACCCGAGGAUGAUGACGAUGAUGAUGAGGACUGCUCCGAGUCGUGCUCGCUGUCACACUUCACGUCCGGCUCGGAAUCUUAUCCUAAAACCUAUGCAGACUUUUACUCAGAGUCCCACCAAAAAUCGUACCAGGAGCCGGUGUAUGAGUCAUACGCAGAGCCAAAAUCCCAUCCCAACUCCUUUCCUGAGCCUCUGAAGACAUCCUACCCUGAGUCGCAUAGAGAGCCUCGCAGGCAAUCUGGUUGGAGGCCUGAGCCCCAUGAAGCCCGUCAGGAGUCCCACCAAGAGCCCUUCACCAGCCAUAGACAGGAGAAUGUACAAAAAGGGGCUCCGCCUUCCCCCACCAAGGGCUCUCAUUAUGCCCCAAGGCAGGGAAGAGACCGCAUCUCCCAUCACUCCCCUCUGGACCGCUCUGUCGGCUGCCGGCUACACCACUACGACGGACAGUCCGACAGCGAGGGGGACGGCGGGAAUCAAAGUCCUGUUCCAAAAGGUCGCAGGCCGGCUCAGAGAUCAGGAGAAACCCAGGCCAAGAGCCCCUUGUCUUGGCAGAGCAGCUCAGGUGACGCCCAGGAGGAGAGGAAUGCCAUGGGUAACCAUGGAGAGGAAGGUUCGAGGGGCUCAGGAGACGCCAUCAGCCUGGCCAUCAAAGACAUUAAGGAGGCGAUAGAGGAGGUGAAGAUUAAGGCAGUCCGCUCCCCGUACACACCUGACCAGCCUGUGGAGCCGAUCUGGGUGAUGAGGCAGGAGAGCAGCCCCACAGAGGACCUUUACCCGCUGCAGACCACAGCUGGACAUUCUUCUCCUCACUCCCCCUCGCAGUCGGUGUCUGAGUCUCCGUCCCGCUACGCUUCAGUUCCAGCCCGGGAGCCGGUCAGUCCGCUCAGAGCUGACUCAGCUAGAGCACUUCCUCCUCAACAUUAUCACCAACAGCAGCCCCAACACAACCACCAACACCACCACCAGGGCCAGCAUCCACAGCAGAGAGACACCACCCGGCCGACGCAGACAUACUCACAACCACAGACGUACCCACAGAUGCAGCCUAAUCAGCAUCAGCAGCGUCAGCACCAACAACAGCGUCAGCAGCUUCCGGCGCAGCAGCCGCAACCGCAAGUGCAGCCGGCGACACCUCCGCAGCCGCCAUCUGUCCAGGAUAUUCGCAGAUCUCUUCCUCAGUUUCCAACAUUUGUGGACGUUCCAGGACCAUGCGACCCUGAAGACCUCAUUGACGGCAUCAUCUUUGCAGCCACCUACCUGGGCUGCACCCACCUGCUGUCAGAGAGGACGCCUACAAAGAGCGCCCGCAUGCAGCAAGCUCAGGAGGCCAUGAACAGAGUCCGGGCGGCUCAGAAGCAGGCGAAGAACAGAAAGAAGAGCCCUGACGGGGAGGCUCCGUCCACAGCUGAGGUGGAUCUGUUCAUGUCCACACAGAGGAUCAAAGUCCUCAACGCAGACACUCAGGAGUCUCUAAUGGACCUUCCCCUGAGGACCAUCUCCUACAUAGCGGACAUCGGGAACAUGGUGGUGCUGAUGGCUCGGGGGAAGAUGGUCCGGUCCCGCAGCGCGCAGGAAAACCUAGACCACGCUGCUGAGCAGACCACCAUGAGCCACGACGACAGGCGGCUGUACCGGAUGAUCUGCCACGUCUUUGAGUCAGAGGAUGCUCAGCUGAUCGCUCAGUCCAUCGGUCAGUCUUUCAGCGUGGCCUACCAGGAGUUCCUCAGGGCCAAUGGCAUCGACCCCGAGGACCUGAGCCAGAGGGAGUACAGCGACCUGCUCAACACUCAGGACAUGUACAACGACGACCUCAUCCACUUCUCCAAGUCAGAGAACUGCAGAGACGUUUACAUCGAGAAGCAGAAAGGAGAGAUCCUGGGGGUGGUCAUCGUCGAGUCCGGGUGGGGGUCCAUUCUUCCAACAGUCAUCAUCGCCAGCAUGAUGCACGCCGGCCCAGCCGAGAAAUCCGGUCGGCUCAACAUCGGAGAUCAGAUCAUGACCAUCAACGGGACGAGUCUGGUGGGUUUACCGCUCAACACCUGCCAGAGCAUCAUCAAGGGUCUGAAGUCUCAGUCCAGGAUCAAGAUGAACAUCGUCAGGUGUCCUCCUGUCACCAUGGUGCUCAUCCGCCGGCCGGACCUCAGAUACCAGCUGGGCUUCAGCGUCCAGAACGGCAUCAUCUGCAGCCUGAUGAGGGGCGGCAUCGCGGAGAGGGGAGGCGUCCGUGUCGGUCACAGGAUCAUCGAGAUCAACAGUCAGAGUGUGGUGGCGACGCCUCACGAGAAGAUCGUUCAGAUCCUCUCGAACGCCAUGGGAGAGAUCCACAUGAAGACAAUGCCUGCAGCCAUGUACCGUCUGCUGACAGCCCAGGAGCAGCCUGUCUACAUCUGAACACCUCUCACUCUUUUUUUCACCCACACGACUCGAGUCUAUCUUUGCUACUCUCCAUCCAUCCUUCUGUUACUUUCAAUCCCCUCGACCCCCCCCCCCCCCCCGGAUCCUCUUUGAUAUCACUUGACUUGCCUUAAUCUGUACAGUAAACUGUCCUGUAAACAUGUACAUCCACAGUGUGACAGAAGGCAGGUUAUCUCACUAGGCCGAGUGUUCGUGUGACGUCUUAUGUUUGACCAAAGAGAAACCGUGGAUUUUAUUGUGCAUAUUUAGGUGGCAAAAAGAGUAAAUAUUAUCUUUGGUUGAAUAGCUGUAAUAUCUGAAUGUACUCUUAAUAUGUUGGACCUAUAGAAAGGAAGGGCCGCUCAGAUGAUAAAGAACUUUUAAAGUACAGUGUGGUCAUGUAAAAGGAGAAUGCAUGUACAAAUCUGCUGAAUAAACUCGGUGGUCAGUA